Molecule: messenger RNA, 1692 nt
Organism: Hirsutella rhossiliensis
Lineage: Eukaryota; Fungi; Ascomycota; Sordariomycetes; Hypocreales; Ophiocordycipitaceae
Product: key lime pathogenicity protein
Exons: 1
Coding region: 1-1692 (563 amino acids)
Source: RefSeq, a predicted model, not a curated record
AUGAUGCGCCAACGGAGGGCCGUCUCUCAGCAAGAACACGCGGCUCGAUCCAUGAACCGCACCGCAUCCAGUCGAUCUGAACAAGGCACUUCUCUGCAGCAGCCCUUUGGCAGCAUCUCUCCCGAUCAGCGCCUGCUGCCCCGCGGCAGCCCUGCAAGCCGCCCGCUCCCGAGUGUCCAAGAGGAUGGCGACCUCCCUGACGUCGGCAUCACUCCCGACGUGUACCUGGCCAAGAAGUGGCUCGGCGAGCAGUCGUACCUGGCCAUGACGAGGACCAAUCUGUCGCCCAGCGUCGCAUACAGUAGCCCGGGUCCGUCGGCAUGCCCAUCCAUGAUCUCGGGGUCUUCGGCCGUCGAGCUGUCGCAACCCCUGACUCGCCAUAGCAGCUCCUUUGACAGCCACACCGGCGCCAAAAUGAUGCGCUUCUUUUCGUCUCAAUCGUGGCAAACGGAUGCAUCAACCGGCACCGAUGCUCGACUUUCCUCUGCCGCCGCCGCCUUCGAUGGCGCCGAUGGCGUCCAGAAGCGCUCCACCUGCGAUCAAGACUUCUUUGGCGUCGGAGCCGGUUUUCCGCCAGACAUGCCUCAGAGCUAUCCUUCGUCGGCUCCCAUCCCCAGCACGAACCUAUGUCCUCCUACCGCCACCGCAACUUCCAUGGAACGGUCCAUUUCCAACACCAGCGACGCGAGCGCCAAGUCGGCCGGCUCCAACCUGGAGCGGCGAUCCAAGCAGGCGUUCCAGAGAGUGCGCCAGAACAGCGACCGGAAUCUGAUUGCGCCCAAGCCACACGAAGCCUUGGUCGACAAGUCCCACAGCAGCAUUGCGCCUUCCAAGAGGGACGGCAAGGUUGCGCUGCAAAAGACGCCCUACCAGCGGCCCAAGCACCCCCGGGUCUACUGCAACCAAUGCGAAGAACACCCCGACGGCUUCCGAGGUGACCAUGAGCUGCGACGACACCUCAACGCUAAGCAUAAGGGCGUCGUCAAGAAAUUUGUGUGCCGAGAUCCCGCGUCUGUGGGGAUCCAGUCCAAGGUCAAAGCCCUUUACCCCCUCGCCGAGUGCAGAGCUUGCACCUCAAAGAAGCAGUAUGGUGCCUAUUACAACGCGGCCGCUCACCUGCGCCGAACCCAUUUCAAGCCCAGAGCGCCACGCGGCAAGAACAAGGGCCCGACGGACGAGAGACGUGGUGGCAAGGGAGGUGGCGACUGGCCCCCAAUGUCUGACCUCAAGCUGUGGUACGAGGAGGUGCUCGUCCCUAGUGACGGCAACACGCUGGACGACAACUUUGACAUGGUGGACGACGACCCAUUCGAACACGGGGAAGACGUGACCAUGGACUUGUUCCCCGAGCCGGAGAGCGGCUCAGCUGCCUUUGACGUUGAGAGCACGUACGGCCUGCCUCGGUCCAGUAUGGUAGAGGGACAACGUCUUGAGGAGGCAGCCGGGGGCGUGUCUGUUUCUCCCGCCGCGGGGCCUGGUAUCGUUCCGAUGAACUGCCUUGGGUUCGGGCAAAUGAAUUAUGCGGAGCGGCCUACUCACGAGUACACGCUCUCCGGGGAUUGCAAGCUGGCCUACGGGGCCGCUGCGUCGUCACUUGACCCCGCCAUGACUGCCCAGUUUUGCGAUCCAAACUCUCAGUUCAUCUCGGAUUGCCUAUGGAGCAUGGACGACGUUGAAGGCCCGGCCUCAUGA